Molecule: messenger RNA, 5075 nt
Organism: Oncorhynchus nerka (sockeye salmon)
Lineage: Eukaryota; Metazoa; Chordata; Actinopteri; Salmoniformes; Salmonidae
Product: gap junction alpha-3 protein-like
Exons: 4
Coding region: 740-2158 (472 amino acids)
Biological process (GO): cell-cell signaling
Cellular component (GO): connexin complex
Molecular function (GO): gap junction channel activity
Source: RefSeq, a predicted model, not a curated record
AAAUCAUGUGGUUGUGUUAGUGGGCCUGAGGAAGCACAUCCCAGCACUUAAUCAUGAGAUGUGAUGUAUUAUAUAUAUUAUUUUCAGAUAGCAUAAAUGUCAAAUAGAGUAAUACAAAAAAUAUACAAAGUGCACAAAGAAGAUGUUCAGAUGGUACAGAUAAUAUGGGAGAGGAACAUUCAGUCCUGUACUAUAACUCAUCUAUAUGCAUUUAUGCCUACUCUCCAACAUAGUCAAGGCCAUCAUUUCCCCCCUGCGCGCGGAGACGCCAUGCACAAUUUUGGAGUCCUGGUGUGGAAUUUCGGAAGAGCAGGGUGGCAGGGUGGGAUGGGAGGUGACGGGGGGUUGACGGGUGGGCGACGCCGCCCCCACCCUCCCCCACGCGUGCACUCAUGGAUGGUCACACAAUGUGACAGUAGCGAUGGUUGGGCACGGGACGCAGCCGCUGCGCUUUGCGGGACCCAAUCUCCAGGUUCCACACGCGCCCUUAGACUAGCAUCGCUUUGCUCACCCUCACGCUGUAUCUCUCUCUCUCUCUUGUUCGCUCUCUUUCUCUCCCGCACGCCUGGCCUCGAACCCCGCGGGAGAAAAUAAGAGAACGCAGAUCGCGACGCUUCCGGGAAAAAGUUUUUGGCCGGCCGCUGUCAAAGGAGAUUGGUAUUGUAUUUCUUUUGAACCACUAGUCGAUGGAUUUAUCACUGACAAUACAACAACAUUUUAGCUAGAAAUCGUGUGAAGCAUGGGUGACUGGAGCUUUCUGGGGCGGCUGCUGGAGAACGCUCAAGAACACUCCACUGUGAUUGGCAAGGUGUGGCUGACAGUCCUCUUCAUCUUUCGUAUCCUGGUCCUGGGGGCGGCUGCGGAGGAAGUGUGGGGAGACGAGCAGUCGGACUUCACCUGCAACACGCAGCAGCCCGGUUGCGAGAACGUGUGCUACGACGAAGCAUUCCCCAUCUCGCACAUCCGCUUCUGGGUGCUGCAGAUUAUCUUCGUGUCCACGCCCACCUUGAUCUACCUGGGACACGUGCUGCACAUUGUCCGCAUGGAGGAGAAACACCGGGAGAAGGAGGAGGAGCAGCGGAAGGCCAGCCGGCACCAGGAGGAGAGAGACCCUCUGUACAGGAACGGAGGAGGAGGAGGGAAAAAGGAGAAGCCCCCAAUCAGAGACGAGCACGGUAAAAUCCGCAUCCGGGGGGCUCUCCUGCGCACAUACGUGUUCAACAUCAUCUUCAAGACGCUGUUCGAAGUGGGCUUCAUCCUGGGUCAGUACUUCCUGUAUGGCUUCCAGCUCAGCCCCCUGUAUAAGUGUGGUCGCUGGCCCUGCCCCAACACAGUUGACUGCUUCAUCUCACGCCCCACAGAGAAGACCAUCUUCAUCAUCUUCAUGCUGGUGGUAGCCUGCGUCUCCCUGCUGCUCAACCUGCUGGAGAUAUACCACCUGGGAUGGAAGAAGGUGAAGCAGGGGGUCAGCAACGAGUUUGCGCCCGACCGAAUGGCGCUCCCCCUGGCCAGAGACGAGGCGGUGGAGUCCAACAUGAGCCAGGAGGGGAUCGCCCACCCGGCCCUCAACUGCCUGCCCACGUACGGUGGCGUGAACGUGGUGUACCUGCCCAACGAGCAGGCAAACGCCACGGCUGCUAUAUCCGAGCAGCAGGCAGUGGCGGCGGAACUCAAGAUGGACCCUUUCCAUGAAGACUUCCUGCUGGAGGCUCCUCCCACGUCCUUCUACGGCAGCGAGGGCAAUGGCCAGCAGCAGUCCGUGGAGCAGAACUGGGCCAACAUGGCCAUGGAGCUGCAGACUCUGGACGCUGCCAAGUCCUCCUUGUACCCUCCUCCUCCCUCCUCCCCUUCUCCGCCACCCUCCUCCUCCUCCCACACCUCCUCUGACCAGGAGCAGUCACCCCCUCCACCGGACACUGCCCCUCCUAUCCCCGACUCCCGCUCCUCCACCCUCCCGCUGGGGGAAUCGAGAAGGAGUGAGGAGCACCAGCAGCAGGAAGAAGAGGCGGCGCUGCCGCUGACGCACGUUGAAGAUGUCACGGUGACCCGGGUGGAGAUGCACGAGCCGCCCGUUUUCAUAGUGGCGGACGCCCGCAGGCUGAGCAGGGCCAGCAAGACCAGCAGUGUCCGAGCCCGGCCCGACGACCUUGCCGUGUAACACAUACACACACACACACACUCUCACACACCUUCACACAAUCACAUACAAACACAUGCAGACCCCUAUCCACCACCGCACCCCAACGCCUCUGGGUUCUAUACAUUAUAUAUCUUUGAGGCUCAGGUGUCAAAUGUUGUGUGAAAUACAGAGGCGAUGUGGGAGGGGGGGGCUCUGGAGUUGAGAUGCUCCUGACAUUACUCUCUACAAAAGUUGCGUUAUCUGGAGAUGCAUUCGGUGAGGUGAGGCAUAGCUUAGUGCUUCAACGUUAUGAGGUGCCAACACGUGUGUGGAAAGGGAACACACACAUUCACUGUUUGCAGCUCAGAUGCCAUGAAAGGAUUAGAGAUAUUGGACUAACUAGUUUGGGACAUUAGCAACAUUUCGGAUGAAUAUAAUUCUGCUGUUUUCUUUAUUCUUUGAUGGUAGACAUCAGAAGAGGGUUUGCGCUUUCGUUAAUUUUUUCUCUCCCCCUUUCUCUUUUCUUUUCUUGUGAUGGACCCUUUAAGAUGAAGCCGAUGUGUCCUACUGUCUCUUCCUGGUGUCUGUCUGUCUGCCUCGUAGCUAGCCGUCUGUCUGUUCCAUGCUCACCCUUCCUAUUAAGCUGAAUGAAGAGAGGGACGCUCUGACAGUAUGGUGGAGUGGAGAGAGACGGGGAUAGGGUACCUGGGUGGCACUUUAUUCAAAAUGACUUGCUAUUUACUUACAAAUGACAUGUUAAUCACACACGACUAGGCACAUUUUGGUACCAGGUAGUUAACAAUGAAGUACCCUCUGAUAAUAUGUAAUGUACCAGUAAAUACCAGGUUAAUACCAGUGCAUAAGGUAACGUCCUACCGGUUACUGUCGUGUGUAGCCAUACUAGUGUGAAGCUUCAACCUAUGUUACCACCUCGAUCCCAACCUGAGGCUUGGUCUUUAGGAUUCACAGGCUUUGUGUGUGUGUGUUUCUGUGUGUGUGUGUGUGUGUGUGUGUGCGUGCGUGUGUGUGUGCGUGCACAAUAGAUAUAUUAUAGAGUCUUGUUUCAAUGUCUACAACAACAUUUAGGCAGUUACAUCCGGGUAAAUAAUAUAUAUAUGUAAGUAUAUUACAUAGUACAUACAGGGUAUAUUAUACAUAUAGAAUGAUGACUUAUAAAGAACCCAUACUGACGCUUGUGUUUGCAGUGUGUCAAAGACGUGUGUGUCCUCAUCGUAAAGAAAUUCAGCAGAUUUAAGACUGUAGGCCCCCACUGGUAGUCAGUAUGGGAAGUUUCAGUAUAGUGCUUGGAGAGAGUAGGCAAUAGAAUUGCUAGAAGAUAGAUAGAUACGGAGUAUUAUUUAAGGCAAUGACAUUUCAUUCUUUGUUACUGAGUCAUAAUAGCAAAAUCAAUAGGAAUGUGCAUUUGCGUAUCAUUUUCUUAAACUCCUGCCAGUUUUUUAAAUCAGAAAAUGGCUCUUAACAUGCAGUUGUAUUUCUUUUAAGCUUCCUGUUUUUUUUUCUCUCCAGAUUAAUUCAUUUUAUUGUCAUCUAACAUUCAGGAAAAAAUCAUAGCUAUCGAACAAUGUUUUGGACAAAUCUCUUUUGCAUUUUGUACCUCUUUAUGUUUUGAACAACGGUAUAUUCUGUUACUGUGAAACUACAACUCACUACUACUGACUCCCUCAAGCACUUGACCUUUGACCUUGUUAUGAUGAAAUCAUAUGUUAUCAUUCCACCACCACCUGGGGUUAUUACCAUAAAGCAACAAGAAACAGGGGGCACUUCAAUUUUGCCACGUAAAGUAAGAACAGAAAGUUGUGAUUCUUACAGUACAUUUCAACAAUGUAGAUAGGCUGUUUGUUCCCAUUUCUCUCUCUAUCUCCCCCUCCCUUACCCUCACACUCGUCCUUCCUUCCUUCCUUUCUUUUCUCUCUUUCUUUUAUUCUCUCUCUCCACACACACACACACACACACACACACACACACACACACACGCAAACACACACACACACACACACACACACACACACACACACACACACACACACACACAAACUCUACAUUGGGGGUACAUUUUGGGAUAGAGGGUUUAGACCGAGACUGUGAAUGGGCUGUUGCUGUGCUCUGCUGUAUGAUGUGUUAAAAUGCUUAGAGAAUCAGGUCUGCUGCUUGUUGCGUUGCCACACACACAGAAUCCAAGUGCCUCACAAAUCGUUUACAUACCAUGCACAUACAGUAUGUUAAAAAAAAGCCACCAGGUGAUGGGAUCGAGCUGUGACAUUGUAAUCCAAAAAAAACGAAGAGCAGGUCAGCUGUCCAUCAAAGAGAGAAAAUGUAAAAUGGCCACCAAUAGAACUCUGUUAAGAGUUGUUGAAAACAGGUUACGGUUCUGUUAACUCAUCAUUUCUGUUUAUAACCUUGUCAUUUCGGUUGUUUAAAGUUGACACUUUAGCAUGUAGAUAAUGAUCUGGACAGUUAAGACAGAAUGGUGUUCUAAGAUAAAAUAACAAAGGACAUCUCAAAAAGAGGAUGUCUCAAUAUUUUUGAAAGUAUUUAUAUUUAUGAGAGAAUUACCAGAUUACCAAAUACAAAAAAGUUGAUUUUGAAAAAAAGAUUGCAUCUUUGUUGACUUUUUUGUCGAAAAAAUACUGGAGAGGUGUUUGGCUAGGUUAAAGUUAUACUCCAUUGUUGUGUCAGGCACCCCCACCCCCCCCACCCCCAUCAGAAAACGGACAUUUGUUGGACUUUUGGAAUCUCUGGCGUGGAGUGAGAUUUCAUUGGCCAGUGAGGCAGGGAAGGAGAUUUAGAUAUGCUCAGACCAGAUACCCCAUUGUGAAAUCACUGUCUAUGAAGAGAAGUGCCUUACGUCUGAACUUUUGUAAGAACAUGUUGAUGUAAAUGUUAAUUUACCUCAAAUGUUUACAAAACUGUUACUGAAUAAACUUUUUGUACCAUA